Molecule: messenger RNA, 23912 nt
Organism: Podarcis lilfordi (Lilford's wall lizard)
Lineage: Eukaryota; Metazoa; Chordata; Lepidosauria; Squamata; Lacertidae
Source: the annotation of a GenBank genome assembly
GGCGAUGGCUCGGCCCAACGGGUAACCGCUUCCUCCUCCACAGCUCGCUGCUGUUCUUCCCAGGGCUUUGCCGCCGCUGUUGCCGCUGUGGCCUCAGAGGCGGGAGGGGGCAGGAAGGAGGAGGAGCGGGGAGCCGCCGCGGUGCGCGCCGAGGCCCGUCUUCGCGCGGGGGCCCAAGAUGUCGGUGGCGUUCGCAGCCCCCAGGCAGCGGGGGAAGGGCGAGAUCACGCCGGCUGCCAUCCAGAAGGUGGGCUGAGGGGCCUAGGCCGGGCCAGGCAGCCGAAGCCGGGGCUGGGGCUCAUUACAGGGGGGGCGGGUGAGGGAGGUCGGCGCCCCGGCUCGCGCCUGGGGCUGCUCGGGACGUUGGGAGCCCCCAAAAGUAGUCCUUAGCCGUUUUAAUGUGGCGCUUUUCCUUUCUCUUUCCCUGUCCCAACACCUCCCCGCUUAAUGGAGGGGUUGCAGUUGUGGCAGCCCUGCGAGGUAGGCCGCUAUUGUGACUUCCCCUAUGAAGGGGUUGACGGGAGGGGUGGGGUAGAGGUGGCUUGAAUAUCCAACACCGACUUUCCACUUUAAAUAGUAGUAAUGGUAGUAAUAAUAAUAAUAAUUUAUACCCCGCCCAUCUGGCUGGGCUUCCCCAGCCACUCUGGGCAGCUUCCAGCAAAAUAUUUAAGUACAAUCAUUCAUGAAAUAUUAAAAGUUUCCCUAAGCAGGGCUGCCUUCAGAUGUCUUCUAAAAGUCAGUAGUAGUAGUAUUGUGACUUGCAUUCGUCGAGAUCGGCAGUGCGGUUUUAGUAGUAGGUUUAAAAGUGUGGGAUUAGGACCUGGGAGACCAGGGUUCAAAUGCCCACUCCGCCUUGAUGGCCUCUGGGUGGCCUUGGGUCAGUCACUGCUUCUCAGCUCAGCCGAACUCAAUAGGGUUAUUUGAGGGUGGGUGGGGGUUAAAUGAGGAAGGGGAGAGCCAUGGCAUGCCACUUGAAGGCCCUGAACGUGGGAUAGAAAUGAAAUAAAUGAUAAUAAAUGUUGGAAAUCGGGAAAGCUCAAGCAGUGGCCCCACACAACAUAAUCAUGGAGUGGAAGAGAAGCGUAGAGCUAAAUGGAUUAUAGGGGAGGGGAAGGAGGAGUGCAUUAGCUGGAAUUGCUCAAGAAAUUGCAGAAAAUCUUGUUACAUGCAUGUGAAAAUGUCAGAGAUGUCCCACUAAUUAUAAGUGAUUCUCUCUCCUACCUCUCCUCCCCACCCCGAAGGCCCACAGCAUCCAGCAUGUUGCUAACUCAUGAUCUACUGAGGGGGGGGCACAAAUCAUUAUUUACUGAGUAAUAUAAGAGCAGGCAUUCAGGAUUAACACAGUGGUGAAGGCAGAGUAUAAGAGAAAUCAUAGCUCUUACCUACUGUUUCAGUAUGAAAAUUGGGGAGCAGUUGAUAUUAAAAGAACUUGCAUCUGGAGGUGUAUGUUUCAGCUGAAGUACUUUUACAGUAAGUUAAGUAGUUUAGAAGAGUGAAGAUUUUAAAGAGUUGCUGUAAGUUAAAUUGUUAUGCUUCAGGGAAAAUGAUGGAAAAGGAGGGUGGGCUGGUAAUGGAGAGGUUAGUAAUAGGGUAUGGGACUGUUAAGAUGCUAAAGAUAUAUUUGUGAUGCAAAAGUACUGUUGAAAACUUGAGAAACCUGGUGGUGGAAACACUUGCAGAACUGGAAAGAUCACUGUGGAAAGCAUAUAGAUAUUAUGGUUUCUGGUGUUGCUUAAUUCAUGGCAGUGGUAGUUAACUAAGAAUUUGAUGGUCUGCAUUCUUUUGAAGACAUUGAGGCUACAGUUUUAACACCAAUUCAUUGAAGUCCCAGAACUGUUUCUAAAUGGCUGAACUAGAAGUUACAUUUCUUUUUGGGCAUGGUGGAUUUUUUAAACCAUACAGUUUCAUCUUAAGUCACCUCCUCCCCAUCUGCAAUAUGGAACUAAUAAGACUGAUCUAUCAGUGGUGGUCUCACAAUUACAAUAAGAUAAUAUAUGUGAAGUACUUUUAUUUGCUCAAACUGGUGCUUGAGUAUUGAUUCUGUUCAAGUAAACUACACAGUUUUAAGUUCUAUAUUAUCUCUGGUAGCUAACUUCAUAAGUGUAGAAUCAAGAAUUUGAUGCUUUUAACUAACUGAAGUAAUAUAAGUAGUUAUAGUAGAUUUUUUUGUCUUUUACAGUGACUGCAUAAGACAAGAAAAAUGAAGUGUCAUAGCUCCAAUUGACAUUUCUUGAACGCAGAAAUUCCUAUUUUUUUCCUUCUAAAAAUUAUGAGUAAAUAAUUAUUGUGGGGGUGGGGAGGGAAAGGAAUAAUCUAUGUAUGACUAGGAAACUAAAGUGUUCCAGCAGUUUUACUGCUUCAAAAUACCUACGGUAAUUGCCCGCACUUAUUCAAAUGAAGCUUCUUUGAUUUUAGGUUGUCUGACUUUUCUAAUUCUGUCAUUCUUAAUACCACUAUUAAAGUUUAAGUAUGCUUAAGAUUGUGGUAGAACUUGAAGUUCUUGAUAGCUAAAAGGGAAACUGGGAAAAUCAGUUACAUAGUUGCUGUACCCUCCCCCUUAUUGAGGAAAAAGUACAACAGACAAAUAGCAGUGGUAAUGAAGCUGAACUCGGGAUUCCACAAGAGGGACCAAGAAAGUUUAUGAUCUGGGUUGAAAAGACAGAUUGUGACAAAAUCUAGCUCCAGUUGAGAUCAGUAAUCCUGUUGCUAUGAUAGGCAGCGACUCUGAAAGGAGGAAAAGGUCUUUUGCUAAACUUUCAAAAAGAAAAGAGAUUCGGAAGAAUAGAGUUCAGUGGGUGCUUGAAUGGAUUGACCUUAUUGAGAAUCUGUUUUAUUAUUACAGAUGUUGGAUGAAAACAACCAUCUCAUUCAGUGUAUAAUGGACUACCAGAACAAAGGCAAAACUUCAGAGUGCUCUCAGUAAGUUAAUUACCUGAAUGUAAUUCAUGUUCACUCUUGCCAUGUUCACUUUAACCAUGCUCUAAAGUAAUGUGCUGUGCAUACAGAACAGGUUUUUCAGGUGCACAAAACACAUUAUGCAAGCAAGUGCAUAAUCUCUAACUUCUGCUUAUAUAGCAUUAUUGUACAGUAUUGGUUGGUACAAGUAAUAUUUUUUCUGUUCAGUUAGCUGGUUAGUAUAUCUCAAACAUAUCCAACUGUUCAAUUGUGAUCAACCAGUAGAUCGGGGGAGUGAUCCUGGUCAAUCGCGGGAAUGUUGUCGCCCCCUGGCACUGGGUCCCGCCACCGCCACAGCAGGAAAUGCCGGGCUGGACGGGAAGCGCAAGGGAUGUUGCCCGGCCUGGCUGUGGCAGCGGCAGCUACAAGACCCAGUGGCGGGGGGGGGGGGGUGUGGCGACAUUCCUUGUCUGCUUGCCUGCCCCCUGGCCUGGCUGCUGUGGCAGCCCCGGCACUGGGUCCCUUUGACAAUGAGGGGGAAGGUGGGAGGGGGAAGGAGGGAGGGCAAGUGUGAUUGGAAUCCACAUCAGCUGUGUGGCUCACUUUGACAGAGGGAGGAGGGGGAAGGAGGGAUCAGGUUUUUAUACUGGGAGUGGAUCGCAGUCUCUUGAAAGUUGGAUGUGCCUGGUAUAUCUGUUUUGUGACAUGCACAUACAUAUGUGUGGGCCAUCAUGGUGUAAAAUUUUGAAUAGGCAAGUUAAGACAAUGGUGUGGUCCCUACAACCAGCAUUACCCAAAAGACCUCAUUCAACUAUCAACCAUCUACACAGGAAUGUACUUUGGAUAUGUAAUAAGGCUUUUAAGAGCUUUAAGAUGUCAGAAGCAGCACCUAGAAGUGGUGCCUAAAACUAAUUAAUAGCCAUUGUGUGGAGACCAAAAUUUGAGUAUUCUACAUCAAUUCCUGUUUCUGAGUUGUUUUUAAGUGUAGUCCAGUACAAAGUCUUCAUAAGAGGCUGCCGUUAGAAUAGCUACAUGGCAGUUUUUGACAGUAGUGACAUGAGAAUCUUUAACCUUAAACUGUAAACAUACUCUGCUUUUUUAUAGUUAUCAGCAAUUGUUGCAUACAAACUUGGUCUACCUAGCCACAAUAGCAGACUCCAAUCAAAAUAUGCAAUCUAUACUGCCACCAGUAAGUACCUUGUAAAUACAAUUGUGUGUGUUCUUUCUAAUGUAAAAAAUGUACCUAAAGAAAAGUUUAAUCACAAAUAUCUGUACUAAUUUUUCUGCAUGGCAUCUUCUACCUUGUAACAAACAUCUCUGCCCCAUAUAUCUCUAUUUGCAGUAUAUUACUAAAAUAGAACCUUGUGAAUAACACUUGCUUGAUUUCAUUGAAAAGGCUGUAAUUCUUAAUACAGGAUCAGUCAUAAUUAAAACCAGCCCAAUUCAGAUUGCUGGUUUUGACUUAUAAAGUCUUAAAUGGCUCAGGACCGCAAUACCUGAAGGACUGCCUCUCCCCAUAUAAAUGUCCCAGAUUCUAAGUUCAUUGGGGGCCCUUUUUUGUGUGCUUCCUCCAUGUGAGAUCUGAAGGGUAGCAACAUGAGAACGGGCCUUCUCUGUAGUGGCUCCCCAUUUGUAGAAUGCUGCCCCCAGGGAGAUUUGAUUAGCACCUUCACUAUAUGUUUUUAGGUGACAGGCAAAAACGUUCCUUUGGCUGAUUACUAUUCCACAGCCUUUUAAAUGUGUAUGUGGGAAGGGGGAUUCCUGUUUUGCUGAUUUGUUUUACUUAUUUACUUGUUUUUAUUCUGUAUUUUAUUCUGUGAACUGCCCUGAGAUCUUAUGAUAAAGAGCAGUAUAUAAAUCUAAUAAAUAAAAUAAAUGAUUAGAUUGUACCUUUAGCACAGAUUACCAAGUCUCUGUAUGGAUAUGGUACAGUGAUACAUUUUGUUUUUAAAAUAUUAACUCCAUGCAACUAAUUCUUCCAGUUGCUGAAGGGCAUAAGGACAUAAGAAGAGUCUGCUGGAUCAGGCCAAAGGUCUGAUUCUCUUUUGAAGCUAUCCUAGUUUGGUGGCCAUCACUGACUCUUGUGGGAGUGAAUUCCAUAGCUUAGCGUUAUGAAGAAGUACUUUCUUUUGCCCUGUAUCUUCCCUGAGUUCUAGUGUUACAAGAAAGAGAGAGAGAAACUUUUCUCUAUCCACUUUCUCUAUACUAUACUUAAUUUUAUACAGCUCUAUCUUCUCUAAACUAAUAGGUGCAAAGGUUAUAAUCUUUCCUCAGACAAGUUGCUCCAUCAGCUUGAUUAUUUUGGUUUCCCUUUUUUGAUGCAGUUUGGGAUCUCAUGUUAGGGUUUUCCAUGGGGAAAGUAAAGCUAAAUUCAAAGGUGUCCUUUUUUGCUUGCGUAAGAGGUUGCAUAACUACUUGCACAAGUGGAAGCAUGAUAAUUGCUAUAGAAUCUACUUAGCAUAGCAUUGCAUGAGCUGUAAUGCAACUUCUUCUCCAAGCACUUGCAGCUAUUUUCCUUCCACCCACAGUUAUUUGGAGCCAACCCAUUUAAUGCAACUUACCCUAAUAUUUGAUUGGUUGAAAAUGCCACUUAACACACUAUGGUUGUGCCCUAUGGUUUCAUAGUACCUCAUCACAAACCUUACAAGCCUUACAAGAGUUGUUAACCAAAAACACAUCUUUGUUUUCUGUUACCUCCAUGCUAGUUUUUGUUGCUGAUGUCCCCAACACACCCUUUUCUUUACAGCACAGUGCGGCACCAUCAACAUCGUCUCCCCACUGCCCCCUCUUUUUCAAAAAAUAUUUUCUGUGGUGGCAGCAGCACCACUGCAGAAAACUUCUCUGGCACCUUGGUUCUUGGAGAAGACCAAAAGCCAUUAACGAAAUCCAGCCUUUCUGCGCAAGAAUGCCUGUGGUGGUACUGCAGUUUGCCAGAGUGGCUUAAAAGGACUUUUAAAACAGAAAAAGUAAGCUUUAGAAUUGUUAAAGUCUAUCUAGCUGCUGUGGUCAACCAAACACCUAACCACCUUGCCCAAAUGCCUGGCUCUGUGAAGGAGCCCUUUUUCCAUUCUCAAGAAACUCCCAGGCCAGAUAGGGAAGUAGAGAUGGUGGCUAGCCAGCUGCCAUGGAUGAGAACCAAACUCGACUUCCACACGAAGUGAUGCCUCUACACACCACCAGCUGGAGCCAUUGAGUUCGUAGGUAGCAGGCUGGGCUGGUGAGGGGCACAUUUUUAGCCAGUGCCUGACUUGGGCAACAGUUGGUGCCAGACCUGUUGUAAUUGGGAGGUGGCGGAAAUGGUGCCCUCUAGAUGCUGUUGGAGUGCCACUCGCAUUAGACUAGAGCAUUGGUCAUGCUGGCUUGGGCAGUUGAUGGGAAUUGUAGCCCAAAGCUUCUGAAGAGUACCAGGUUGGCUACUUUUGUUAUUCAUAAUAAAUUUGAACUUUAUCCAAAUACAGCUUGGAAGACUAAUUAGGUUGACUUCUAUUCUCCACUGAGCAGGAGAGGAACUUGGACUGUCCCUUCCUCCCACCCUCUUAAAUAUGCUGCUCUGGCAGGGAAGAAAGGAUGCUAUUGUGGCUGCAUGCCAGCAUGCCAGCUGCAAGUUAUGCCAGUGUUGAGAAAGUUGCACUACACAGUGCUUCUUGCAUCUGGUAUGGAGCCAUAGCAAAAUACUAGAUGUCUCUACCUCCCCUUGCUGUUGCCACAAUUCUUUUUGUGCGGUGGGUGGGGAGAGAUGGAUAGAUGAGUGGGAAGGGCGAUGGGUUGUUGGGCGAUCCAAGUUCUUUCUGCAUUUGAGGAGAACAGUUUUUUAAGACAAAUUCCAAGCUUGGCAUGGGGAAUUUGCCCAUCUCUGCUUGCAACUACCUGAAAUCUUUCUUGUACCUAGAGUUAAAAAAUACGCUUAUUGCAAAAGAAUUAGAAGUUAGGCGAUAAAUAGACAAUGGAUGAAAGAGUGGAAGAAAUGUACAGGCUAGGGCUUUUAAAAAAUAGCUGAACACCUAAAGAAGAAAUCUGAAAACAGAUUCAUUUAUACUUACCUGUUUUUCUUUAUAGACUUCUUGAAGCAAACAAAUUAUUUGUUCAGCCCUGUCCUCUGGGAAAAUCUUACUAAUAUUCUUCAAACUUAAACAUUCUGCUAAUGUCUGAAAGAAUAGUUGUCUUGACACUUUUAUGCAGAUGUUUAUCUUAAUAUAACAUCUUUAACAUCCAUGAAAGUCAUAGCUUGCUUAUUUAGUGUUUUUAGAUGCCUUAGCUUUUUGAAAAUUGGAUCCAAACAUGUUUUUCCUUAAGCAUGAAUAACUGUAUUUAUUGCAUGGUUAUACACAUGUAAACCAAGUACGAUUUUAAAAAUGUUUCAAAAAUCCUUAUCCUAUACUGGAGUUCUCUAUUUAAAAGAAUUUCAGAAUCUUGUUUCUCUUGUUCCUGUAUUUAUCUAUACACAUUUAGUUCCAGUGUCUUAGUUAAAAGUGAAACUCAUAGUUUCUUUCCUGUUAUGUCUGCUUCUGGUAACUCAGUAACCCACUCCCUGACUUUCAUGAUCUGAUAGUGGGUACCAAGGAAACUUCAACUCUUUAGGUAAAGAAGUACACUUAAUAAUCUUGUUUGUGAAAGAUGUGUAAGUUUGAAACCUCAGUCCUGAACUUAGCUGUUCCACAAGAAUGGCUGUAUAGUUUCUUCAGGUCUAAUAUGCAUUUUAGAAAUGAAACUUAGGAACAUAGGAAUCUGCCUUUUACUGAGUCAGAGCAUUGAUCUAUUUAGCUCAGCACUGUCUGCUCUGACUGGCAGAAGUUCAUCAGGGUUUCAGGCAGGAGACCUUUCAGGAUUUUCCCAGGAUGGAGUUAACACAGACAAUGACUUCUUUCCAGAACUGUGCCACUAUAGGGCAUGACUAGAUUACAUGUUUCACUGCCACCCCUGGUGUGCCACAUUGACAACAUAUGUCUUUGGGUUCAAGAUACUUCAGGUAGAUGUGGUGAAAAAGGCCAAGUUUUGGUGGAUUAGGUAUAAUAGAAGGUCCAAGAAACAAAAUUUAAUAGGGGCCAAAACAGUUUGCUAUUGUCUCAAGUGUAUAGGGCAGUCCAGCUGUCUAUGCAUCCCUCACAUUGGCCAUCCACAUCACAUUUCCCAUUACCCAGUAGGUUUUUUAAAAAGGUAAGAGUGCGUGGGUUUUGAAUAGUUUACCGAGGGUAUGUGGUCCUCCAACAACCCCUGGGUUCAGAGGCACUUAAAGCUGCUGGGCCAAAACCAGAAACUAAAAAGUAUUAAAAUUGCAACUACUGUCAUUCUGCUGCAAAGGGCAGGGCAGAAAGUCUUCCUCUCUAGGCUUACCUUUUUUUUAGCAUGGUGACUCCCACCACCACUUAUCACUUCCAUUGCACCAUCAUGCCCCCUGUAUGUACAGGGUUUACACCAGAUGGUAAGUUUCCCCUGGGAAUAGUGUCUCAUGAUUACUUCACAGGUCUGUUUACACAGCUGUAUGAUAAGAGCCUUCCCUGUUCGUGGGAGAUUCUCAUGGGAAGUAUGAUGGGUAGUCUGUCCUUUGAAGUUCCCUUCUUUGACUUUCCUAGAGGAGACUGCCAUGCAUUUAUAUACCUUUAUUUUGCUUUCCCUCUAAACUCUUGCAUAAUCCUUUUGCUGAUGUAAUAGGGGAGUUGAUUUUUGAAGAUUUUCUCUGAAAUUCUGCAUACCACCUCAAACACCUCUUCAACCCUCCGGAGCAGAUUUUCAGGUGGUUGGAAGUAGAGGGGGAAUCAGCAAAACUUGCCUGCUUCCUCUUCUUUGAGUGCAAUAGAAUGCUCUUCCCUGAGCAGAAUUUUUUUGCUCUAUCCCAGUGUCCCUGCGGGAAUUUAUGGGAUGACUCGCUUAAUCAUAGAAUCAUAGAAUUGUAGAGUUGGAAGGGAUGACAAAAGUCAUCAAGUCCAACUCCCUGCAGUGCAGGAAUCUUUUUGCCCAACUUGGGACUCAAACCCACAACCUUACAAUUAAGAGUCUCAUGCUCCCCACAGGCACCCUGAAGUCAGCUAGUUCAACCCCCUGCCACGCCGAAAUCUCAACUAAAGCAUCCAUGACAGAUGGCCAUUCAAACUGCUUAGAAACCAGCACCUUCCUAGGGAGCCUGUUUUCAUAUUCAACAUUAAAGUAAAAUCCUGAAUUUAUUUUGUAGCAGGUACAGAUAAAAAGGUUGACAUUCUAAAUAAACAGCCUAUAAACAGCCUGAAUUGUGAGGAGAAAGUCUGUGCCGGAAUGGUCAUACUGGAAGAUAGUGCUGUGCUGCAAAGUCUUACCAGUCAUUUAGGGAAGUUUAAUAUAUCAGGAGAAGCAAGGCACAUGCUGAAGAACUUGGUUAAUGUACCACAUGUAUAUGAUGGGUAUUUAUUGUACUAACUUCUUCUGUUUCAUUAAAUUGUCUUUCAGCCACCCACACAGAAUAUGCCAAUGGGUCCAGGAGGAAUGAGUCAGAGCGGCCCUCCCCCACCUCCACGUUCUCACAAUAUGGGUUCAGAUGGUAUGGUAGGUGGGGGCCCUCCUGCACCGCACAUGCAGAACCAGAUGAACGGCCAGAUGCCUGGUAAGUUUUUUCUCCAAGAAGACAUUAACACCAGGGUUGCUCAGCAACUGAAACAACAUGUGGGCUCAAGGGAUAGAAGAUUGUUGACGACAAAACUGCUUUGAAUGCCCCCUGAGUACAAGCUCUCUAAGUUUGUUAGCUACAGAGCUAUGUGACCUGUAUUCUGUGUUUAUCAGGCUGCCCUUGGGCUUUGAUGUAGCUGACACACAGCAUUCCUCUGAACAGAACUGGCUAAAUUUAGUCUGUCUGAAACCAUACAGUUACAGCUGUGUUUAGAAGGCUUUCUGAAGAAAGGUACUGGCCUGUGGUUGAAUAAAUUCUCACUGAAAGAUUAUCUCAUGCUAUCACAUCUAACUUAGUGUGAUAUGUAAGAGGUGAAGCUGAUGGAAAAGUCACUUAGACAGAAAAUCUAAUUUCUACUAAUCUUCUCUAUGGUACAAUGGCGGGGGGAGGGCUGUAUAUCAAGCAAGUUGUCUACAAUACCUCAACAUGAUUUUUUCCGUUCUAAACUUGAAGUCAAGUUUUUAUUACAGAAUAAAAGUGUGUGACAUGUCAGUGCUUGCAGGAUAAAAGCAAAACAGUGUUUCAUGUUUUUAUCAGUUUUAUUAAGCUGUAUUUUUCUGGGGAAAGAUUGGCAAUAGCACACAAAAUGUCAUUGAAGAAGGAAUCCCACCCUACUGUUUGAAUACCAUAACAACACAAGAAAAGCCAUGCUGGAUCAGACCAAAGGCCCAUCUAGUUAAGCAUCUUGUUCUCACAGUGGCCAACCAGAUUACUGUGCGAAGCUUGCAAGCAGGAUGUGCAAACAACAGCAUUCCCUCCACUUGUAGCUGGUAUAUGGUAUAUGGAGGCAUAUUGCCUCCAAGGAUGGAGGAGAAUGCAGCCAUUGAUGGUCCUAUACACCAUGAAUUUGUCUAAUGCUCUUUUAAAGCCAUCCAAGUUGGUGGCUAUCGCUACAUCUUGUGUCAACAAAUUCCAUUGUUUAACCAUACCACUGUUUUAACCAUUUCGGGUAUUAAUUAAAAUGUUUCAAAUCUGUAUAAACGUGACUUUGGGUCAUCAAUAGAGUGCUACAUUCAGCAUGUACAAAGCUUUAGUCAAUGUAGGAAAUGCUAACAGUGAUGCAAAAUGUUACUUCUUUUGGAAGGGCAGUAUGACUAAAUAUGCAGGAAAUUUCAAUCUUCUAAGUGUGUUGUGUUUAAGUGACAAACCUUAUUGAGCAGCCUAGAUGAUUUUUAAAUGAGCAUCAUAGCUCUGUGAUUGUGUGUUUCAAGACAUUAAUAUAGAAAUUAUUUUUCUUCAAAGGACCUAAUCACAUGCCUAUGCAGGGGCCUGGACCCAACCAGCUCAACAUGACAAACAGUUCCAUGAACAUGCCUUCAAAUAGUCAUGGGUCCAUGGGAGGUUAUAAUCAUUCAGUGCCAUCCUCUCAAAGCAUGCCUGGACAGAAUCAGAUGACAAUGAGCCAAGGACAGCCUAUGGCAAACUAUGGUCCUAGACCAAAUAUAACCAUGCAACCAAAUCAAGGUAAAAGAAUAAAUUUCUACUCUUUAUUAUUAUUUUAUUAUUUCUCUUUAAUUAAUUUGUAUACCACCCUUCAUCCAAAGAUCUCAGGGUGGUUCACAGCAUAAAAUUCCUCCUUUUCAUCAAAUAAGAUAAAAUGAUUUCAAGGUGUUUAUUUGGAACUGAGUUACGCUAUUGAAAAGUAGAGUUGGUUUCUGAUCUUUACUUGUUGAAAAUGUCUGAAAAAUAGGUUUUUUUAUCAGUUAAGAGUUCAGAAAAGCAAAGUGAGCCAGACAGAGCAGCUGUGAAUCCAAGCAACUUGGAUUUUCUACAGUUUGCCACACAGUGAAAACAAGGUUUUUGUGAACAACUGUUUAAAUCAUAGCAGGUUUUAGUCUGUAGGUAGGAAGAAGUAGAGUUGGCACACCACUGUGAUUAUAAUAAAGAGAAAAGGUACCUAAAAUUAUAUGUUGACAGGUUUUCCAAAUCUUUCACACAGAGGACCUGAAGCAGGGUUUUAGCAAAUUGUUAAAGCAAACACAAGGUUGUGUUGCAGGAAAUCUUAGAUUAUAGUCUUCAAGAUCCUGUACUAUGCUAGAUCAGCUGAAGCCAAUGAAACUUUUCUAGCAUAUUCAACACUUUACAGUAUAAGGUUUGGCCAUCUUUCUUUUUGAGCAGGUUCUGCCUAUCCCUAUAUGUUUUUGUAUAUUAACUACUAUAUUUUGCAUAUUAGCCUUAAAUUACUUUUUGUUUAUCUUGUAGAAAAAGUUUUGCAAGACAUUUUGUGUUUCUGGUGCCCCAAAAUUGUUAUUUGUCAAAGCUGAUAAUUAGAAAAGUUAAUGUUUCUUUUUGUUUGUCUUGAAUGUAGGUUAUAGUUAGAAUGAAUGCAUAAAAUGUUGCUAUGGCUUUUCUCACUGUAGGCCCAAUGAUGCACCAGCAGCCGCCUUCUCAACAGUAUAACAUGCCCCAGGGAGGUGGACAACAUUAUCAGGGACAGCAGCCACCAAUGGCAAUGAUGGGUCAAGUUAACCAAGGAAACCAUAUGAUAGGACAGAGGCAGAUUCCUCCAUACAGACCUCCACAGCAAGGUAAGAUUCAAAGUUGCCAAUUUUACCACUUGAUUAAUUAACACAUAAGAAAAACUUUCAGCUGAUUUUCUUACCUAUAUCCUGUUCUCUAUAUUCUUGACAUACAUUCUGUAUUUAUCUAAAUUUUUCAGAGAAGGCCACAAAAGUUUAUAGUACACAAUUUUACGUGUGCACCUGCCUGCUCUGUUUAUCAUUUCAGGCCUAAAAGAGUUAGCUUUUGCAAAGCUUUUCUGCCUCAGAACAUAAAGGCAAAUCCCCAAACAAGUGGCUAUUUCCAAUCCUGUACUAUUAUGUUUUCCUCAAAAUAGUACUUGAAGCCAAAAGGUCACUAUUUUGGAAUUAAAUGUUGAAACCUGUUUUUUUCUGUUCUAAUUUUCAUUUUUGAAUCAAAAAUUAUAUAAAAAGAUAAAACUUCGCUUAAAUCUAUGUUCAGUAUAUGGAAUACUGUACAAUCUGUACUAAUGUAGAGUGGAAUUGACAAGUUGCACACUAGACAAGAUGAGAUGGUUUUCAAAAACUAUCUGCUUUUUCUUUUCUUUUUUAAAGAGCAACAAGUAUGUAUAUAUAUACACACAUAUAUAGAUAUUGUCUUUCUGUUUUUAGAAAUUUAUAUUCGCAUCAUCUUGGGUAUAUAAUUCAGUCAAGUUGCUGUAUAUAUAUAAUACAUACCUGUUUAGUCACAAAGCAUUAAGUAUGCUUUCUGAAACACAGUGACACGGGUGGGGGAAGUCUUAGAUGAGGACUGUUUCUCAUAGUAAACUGAGAAAUUAGUGAGCGUGCUAACAGAGAAAAUAAGUUAUUUACAUAUUGACUGGUUGUGGUUUUUCAGGCCCACCACAGCAGUACUCAGGCCAGGAAGACUAUUAUGGGGACCAAUACAGUCAUGGUGGACAAGGUCCUCCAGAAGGCAUGAACCAGCAAUAUUACCCUGAUGGUAAUUUCUCAUAAUAUUAAUUUUCCCAUUUUACAUACCUGCCCAUUACCAGUUAUAUAUAAAGCUAUUUGAUGAACAACUUUUAGCAGCUGAUCACUAGAACACUUCUUAUAUUUACUAAAGCUUGUAAGUUCAGUAAUCUGAAACCCUAUGGAUAACUUUAUUUUACAGCUCACUCAAAGUAUAAACUUUGUAACUUCAGUUCUAGUACCCUGAUACAGAUUUUAUCAGAAUUCCCUCUUUUGGCUCAAGAUAUAUUAAAUUCUUCACUGUUUGUAGGACACUUGAUGCAGUCAUGUAUUAUGUCUGCUUUUCAAUAUCAUUUUGCUUAUAAAAAGAAAUUUUAAAGCUCAAUACUUACUUAAGAGCUGUUAACAAAACAACCAACAUGCUUUCAAAGUCUUUUCUUUCUGUGUGUUUUAAAGAGCAAGCUGCGGUUGCAAUUACUUUGACCCAGUUCGUGGCUGCAUUCUAUGCUUGCAUUGCAGAAUUCUAGAUAACUCCAUUUUUCCUUUUAACAUUUUUCUGCUUUUGGAAAUCACAUAAUUUUGGGAAGUACAAAUUCUGGCUCUUAGCAUUGUAAAAUUUUCUCGUAAAUUAGAAAUUCUUAUUGUAUAUUAUAGGGAAAUGCAAGGAUGUUCCUCAGGAAAUGAAAUUUUUAAAUUCAAUUUUAAUGUAUGGUAGUAAAGGCAAAUUAAAAAUAUAUUGAUGGAUUCAUUGCUGCUGUAAGAGCUAACAUGACACUUUGUACAUUAAUUUGUGGCACACAAUAUAAUACCUUUUUCAGAGCAACUAUUUGUUGCAAAUGAAUUGUGUGGUGUGUUUUUCUUAACGUGUUCAGAUAGAAUUUGCUGAUAUUUUACCACAUUUUUAUCAUUCAUCACCAUCAUAUUCAUGGUUUACUUAAUCCACAUGUCAGGAAAUCAGAUUUCCACACCCCUAAUUAUGGUUCAAGUUAGAGCCAGUUUUGUAACAUGUAAAAGUAUGGUAAGGCAGAGUCACACAAAAGCACUCUUUCAUAUUCUAUCAAUCACUGCUACAACUUCCCCCUUGGAAGUCAUACUGUGUCUUAUCUGGCUGCUAGAUGUUAUGCACAAGACCAAACCAAAAGUGUAAGCUGCCAAGAGAACGUGAACUAUAGAGUGGCUUAUAAAUGGUAUAAAAUACAUAAAAUUAUGUUUUCAGCUGUGGCAUAAGUAACUUUUGUGAACAUUUUCUAAAGUCCAUUUGCAGCUAGAUGAAUUAGAGCCACUAUGUUCUGCUCUGUUCUUUUCUGUUUGGCAAAUGCCAGAGUUGUCUUGUAUAACAUGAUUUGCAAAUCAUGUCUUUAAUUAUGAAAAGGUAUUUUUAACUGACAAAAAGUAGCAGGAUAUGGAAUAUGCAGUUGAUUAAAAUUUGGGAUACCUAUAAUCAGGAAUGAUUUUAUAUACAGAUAGUAGCCACAAAAGUUGAAAGCAUUUUGAAAAAUGUACUACUUUUUAACUAAAAGAAGCAUAUUAUUACUGACCAUGGUCAAUAUUACUUAAUGAAGUAGAUUUCUAAUUACAAGCAGGAGAAAUAUGUGAGAACUUAAAGCAAGCAUCAGGUAGGAUGUUUCUUUUACCAACUGGAUCCUAAUGGCAGGUGUCCAUAGCAUUUACUCAUUGCGCUUAUACGAUAAAGGAGAAUUUGGAAGGAAAGCUGUCCUUUCUCUUGUGUCCCCCCGCAAAGGAUUGCUGUGGAUAAUAGUUACAUUGGGGCAGGGGAAGAUAAGUAUUAUUUUUUAGAUAUGCCGUACAAAAAAAAAGCAAUGAAGUUUUUUGGAAGUUCAUUGUAGUGUAUGCUGCUUUUAGCAGCAUAUGGUUUUGAAUUGGAAAUCAGUAGAACAGGUGUAUGAUAAUUGGUUUCUUUGUUCAUUCUAAUUAAAUUCAGGUUAUUUACAUGUGCAAGGACUAAAUGCUUUUAUUUUUAUAAAAAAAGACAAAAGUACUCCCCACCCCCCCACAACAAAGAUGAUCAGAAGCUUAAGACUAUCCCUCACUGUGAUGUUGCUAGAACUACUUCAUUAGCUGACUUUUUCAUAUCACGUGUUAAUUCCGUAUAAAAGGAAAUCCUAUUGGUAAAUCCUUCUAAAUCAAUUUGAAGGUUCUUUUUAAUGUAUUUCCAGCUGACACUGAUUUUUCAGUAAGAUGAAAACUUCUUAGGAUUUUCACUCAGAGGCCAUUAACGUUUCUUCCUGUCUCUUGUCGAAUUGAUGUAGGUCAUAGUGAUUACGGUUAUCAGCAACCGUCGUAUCCUGAACAAGGCUACGAUAGGCCUUAUGAGGAUUCCUCCCAACAUUACUACGAAGGAGGUAUCUAUAUACCUUCACACACACAUGCGCACAUACAUUCCUUUUCCUCUUCCCUUCCACAAAGGAACGAAAUCUUGCACAAUAUAACCUAUUUCCUGCCCAUGCAAAGCUCUUGUAGACUACUAGUCGCUGGCUGUUGAGAACUGCAGGGAACUUGAAGCAUUCAAAAUAGUUUCUUGCAACAUCUAAACCUUAAUUUGUCAUUUCUAACAGCAGUAAAAUGACUAAAACACCGUUGGCAUCUAUUCAAAUCGUACCUUUUUAUUUAAACAUAAAUCCAUUGGUCCAGUUGUAUAUUUUGUGUGUAUGUGUACAUACAAAUAUAGUGCCAUUAGGAAACAGCUUGCUGAUUUGUGUAGCUAGUUUGUGCUCUGUAGCUGUCUUUAAUUUUGUCCUUUUUUUAUUUAUUUAGCAUAGUCAUGGCAUUAUCAAGUCAUGACAUCACGUUCCAGUAAACUUAAUGCUCAUUUGGCAGAGAUGCUGAAAAAUGCUGCAGUUUAGCCUUGCAAAAUCUGGCUUUAACUGCAGUUUGUUUGGCCUAAUUCCUUCUGUUUUGGUUUGUUUGUUUUCUUGGUUUUGUUCAGUUUUUGAGAUCAAGACUGGAUUUUCAUUUUGUUUUUGUGGUGUUCACUGUGCAUAUUAAAACAAGUGGGGAAAGAACUAGAAAAAGUGCCUUUAACUGUCCUUGCUUAACCUCAUGUUUCAGGAAACGCGCAAUAUGCUCAGCAGCAAGAAGCCUACCAAGCACCACCUCAGCAGCAAGGCUAUCAACAGCAGCAGUAUCCAGGUCAGCAAGGUUACCCUGGGCAGCAGCAAGGUUAUGGUGAGUAAAUAUAUAGUCAGGGGUAUACAACCUAUGGCACUAUAUAGUUGAACUUCAACUCCCAUGAGCCUUGUCCAUCAUGGCCAAUGGUCAGAGAGGAUGGGAGGUGAAAUCCAGCCAUUUUUGGAAGGUUACAGUUUCCCUAUCACUGGGCUUUCUGCUUUUAGUUUACUUCUUUAUCCUUUUGUAGCUGUCUGUGGAACCAAAAUGUCAAUUUACCAGCAGCAAUAGAGCAUUUAUGCACCAACAGUCACAGAAGGUUCAAAUCCACAGGCAGUUUAUAAAGCAGGAUUAUACACACACUCCCCAUGUGGCUAUGGGGAGAGGAUGGGGAGUUUUCACUUCUGUUAUUAAACUAACCAGUAAACCAUAUGCCUUGAAAAAUUUGUUUUCAGAUAACACUUCUCCACUCUGUUAAAAGUAACAUUUGAAAGCAGCAGUUUCAAAAUCAUUUUUGACAUCCUUUGGCUCAGUUCCCUUCCUACACAGUAAUUGGGAAGGACGUAGGUAGAAUAUGCCUAAUACACACAUUUGAAUUGCCAUUAUUUGAAAGUUAGUCUUGUUUAUUUCUGUAUAACUUCCAAGUGAAAUAAACUCAAGAUCACAGCCUUCAUGGUGUUAAUUUAAAACAAUAUUUUUGGUCUCCUAUAAGUUCUGAAAUUGAAACAGACUGUGAUAGAGUGCAUUUGUGUGUUUUAUCUUUUGCUUUUAUUCAGAUUGAGCAACUCUCAAAAUCAGUGUUGCUUGAUGUGCUAGUUUUUCUAAUUUCAGCAUCUCUUAAUGUUCUCUACAGCUUUAAUCUGUUUCGUACAUAAAUAGAAAGAUCAGUGUCUAACCUUGCUCUGAACCAUUUUGCAAUAUGAAGUAAACAUAAUAUAGAUAUUUUCAUCCUCAUUGAAUGCCUAAGAUGCAGACUGCAAUCUGUGCACGCAAACUGAAGGUCACUGAAGUGAAGCUUCUGUGAACAAAUUUCUGCCUGGUUAAGGAAUUCAUUGGGUUGUAUCCAAUGCAAUAUUCGUACAAGGAUGCUUAUAUAGAGGGAAUUAUGAAACCCCCCCUUCCCACUGCAGCCCCUUUCACCCUUGAAAAACUUUCCCCAAGACUAAGGCAUCAGAUGCCAUUGGGGGCGCUGGCAGAGAAUUGGGUAGAGGUAACUUGCACUCUCCCAAGAGUGGCUGGUUUGGUGUGGUGGAGCUGCCCUCCUAACACACCUGUCACUGCCUUCUUACCUGAACAAUGCUAGGGCAGGCUUGGGACCAUUGGGCUGACACUGCCAGUGUGCCUGCACAGCCCUGCCCCUGCAGCAUCUGGGUAAGUGGCAGCAAUACUCACCCUGCUGUUGUCGUCUCCUCUUUCCAGUAUCCAGCCUCCCACUGCAGCCCUCUUGCUCCAUUUGCUAGGCCUCAGGAAAUGCUUUUCAGGGGGCUGCAGUAGAAAGGAGAGAGUGGGGAAUUUAAUGUGUGUAAGCAUCCUUUUGUUCUUACAGCAUUGAAUGGACCCGACUGGUAACAGUCAGUGUUGCCUAUUAAACAAACAUGAGGCUGCCUCAAUCAUACCAGAUCUACAAGUAAGGGUGUUGUUGUUAGUAAAUUUUUAUACCACCCUACAUCUAAAGUUCACAGGGUGGUUUACAGUAUAAAGUUGUAGGUCAAGGAUGAUGGGAGUUGUAGUCCAGAAACAUUUGGAAAAACAGAUUCCCAUCAUCCCUGAAUGCCAGCUGGAGGAGAUGCUGCUGCGGAAGACCAGUACCUUCUUAAACUCAACUUUAGAUAGCUUUUAUAGCGUGACUGCUAUGUAAUAAACAUUGGUCAGCAUCCCGACUACUGCAGUACUAGUACUUAGUGCCCAAGAAAGCUUUUAGCAGGUGUUCCUUGAACACCAGUCUUUCCUUCCACAUUGCUGGCACCAUGUCUAGUUUUGAAACAGAUGGGACUUCCAAGUGUAGUUUGUGAUAUGCCGUGAGAGUUUGCUGUUCAGAGGAAAGUUGUCAGACAUCACGCUGAGCAUCCAUUUAGGUGUCUUAAGGUACACCAUUGAAGUGAUAUCCUCUAUAAGGCAAGCAGGACAAAGUGAGCAAAUCUGUCAUCUCUGGAAAGCCUUCCCUCUACAGCCCUUGUUGUUGCAUUGGCAAGCAGUGUUCUGUAGUGUACUUAUAUUCAUUGUGAGACUUGAAUUUUAACUUAAUUCCUAGCUGCUGGAUUCCAUCCUAAACAGCAUUCUCUUUUAAACAAGCAAAUAACAUAGUUUUAUUUGAAAUGUUAAUAUUACUGUAUUUGAGAGAGACUAGAUAAAUCAGUGAUCUGACCCAGUAUGGAGGCCAAGUACUGUGGAUGUAAACCACACGUUUGCAGCUUUUGUUGAACAGACUUCUUUAAGCAGUAUGUAUUUUUUUUCCUCGGUAGAGCAAAGAGGAUAUUGGAAGGUAUCGGUGUCUUUCACCAGUGCAAAAUGACAAAUGUGUCAGCUUGUAGAUACAUACUCACUAUAUGAUAUGUAACAAAUAUGCUUCCUAGUGUUGGAUCAAGUUAAGUUAAUAACUGCGUAAAUAGACUUGGCUAUAUACUAGAGUUCCCCUACUGAUUUUUAGAUAUUCAUAGCUCUUUUAGUUUAAUUGGAUCCUGCAGAGUCUUUAUAGGAGGCAUCAAAGAAUUUGGACACUAGAUCCCAACAGCUUUGUUCUAAUGUUUUUCCCCAAUUGUAGAACAAAGAGAUUCCGCCACCAAAAGCUAUUGAAAAGGCGGAUAGAUUGGAAAGUGACAAGUAAAGCUUUGAAAAGAGUUUCUUCACUUGUCUUUGGUGGGCAUCUAUCUGGUAGGCUCAUAGCCACACUCUUACUGCCUGCCAGAAAGCAAAAACAACAGGGUGUAUUUAUUAAGGGGGGAAAGGGUUGUAUUCUUUGUACUUUUUUCCAGAGUUUAAACAGAGGGACAUGGUAAUUAUAAUUUGGCCUUGAUAAGUCACUGCUAUGAGCUCAGCUUAACAAAAUUGUCAUGUUUGUAAAAGAAGAAAGAUAAACAUAUAAAAUGACUCGUAUCUUUCAAAUCUGGAUAGCAGAAAUUAUUCUUGCAAACCUGGAGUUAUAAUAUUAAGCAAGGAAGAGUCACAAACUUUCUAUGAUUCAUGCGGAAAGGUUGCAUCAUUUAGGCCUUCCUUGUUUAGAGAAAAGGUGAAUAAGAAGGGACAUGAUAGAGGUGUAAAAUUAUGUGCGGUGUGGAUAAAGUGGAUAGAGAAAAGUUUGUCUUCAUUUCACAUAAUUGUAGAAUUCAAGAGUAUCCAAUGAAGCUGAUUGUUGGAAGAUUCAGGACAGACAAAAGUAUUUCACGUUGUAUUUAAGCUACAGAAUUAUCUCACUUAAAAGGUAGUGAUGACCACUAACUUGAAUAGCUUGUAAAGACGAUUAUACAAGUUUAUGGAGGUCAAGGCUAGCAAUGGCUACUAACCACAAUGUCUGUUUUUUUACCUCCACUGAUGGAGGCAGUAAGCCUCUGAAUGCCCAUUUUUGGGAAUCCCAUGCAGGGAAAGUGCUGUUGCACCCAGUCCUGCCUACUGGUUUCCCCAUGGCAUCUAGUUGGAAAUGUGAGAAUGGGAUGCUGGAUUAGAGGGCCCAGUUGGUGUGAUCAACAGCCUGUUCUGACUUUUUGAAAGAAAUAGUUUGAUGAUUAUGAUUUGUUUCUGACUUUGUAGUUUUAAUGUUUGAGUUGAUCCUUGUUUAAUUUUGCUCUAUAAAAUAUUUCAGGUCCUUCUCAAAAUGCUCCAGGACCUCAGUAUUCCGGUUAUCCCCAAGGGCAAGGGCAGCAGUACGGAGGAUAUCGGCCUACGCAGCCUGGGCCCCCACAACCACCACAACAGAGGCCUUAUGGAUAUGACCAGGUGCAGUUUUUGUAUUCCCAUUUUAAUAUUUUAGCUUUCAAUUUGUCAUUUCAGGUACAAAUUAUUACACAUUUCAGUUUUCAGUCUUUGCAGGCUUAUCGUGUAUCCUCUUUAGCCCUCUUUGAAGGAACAAAUUGGUUACAGCUAAUCUGACAAAAUUAAUGUUUAGUGAAUUUACUGAAAGUCAAAUUCUAAAACAAAAUUCAAAGUUAGUGUGCAUUAUUGUUCUCUAACAAAUGCUCAGCUGUGCAGUGUGCCAUGUAACCCUCUGUCCUGCAGUGGAUGCAGGUUGGUUUAAUGCAACACCAUAAAAACUUCCCUUAUAGCUUUAUCUGUCUUCUGACUUUUAUAAUAUUUCCAGGCCACAUAGAAUCAAGAGGUGCAACUCUGCUGUUUUAUUUAUUUAAAAAUCAUUUCUUGUCAGCUUUUACAAAACACUCAAAGUGGCCUGAGUAAAAUUAAGAAUACAUAAAACAAUAAAUUUAAUUUAGCUACUGGGCUUUGGUGUUGUUCUUAGAUACAGGUUGUAUACAACUUGCAUUUUACUCAGUGUAUACACAUUGAAAGUAAUCAAUUAAUCAAGUUAGUCAUGUUCAUUAAUUUCAACUUAAAUUACUCAGAAUAAACCCAUUGUAAUUAAUGGACACUAAGUUAUGCCCAUUAAUUUCACUAGGUCUGCUCUGAGUGAAACUUAGUUGAAUGCAUCCCACAGGGUCUACUAAUAGAAAUACUUUAUUGUCACUGUACCACUUGUUUACAGCGAGAUUAAUUAUUUAUAUUUUUAUAUAUUUAUAUAUUGUAUUUUUAUUUUAAUUGUAAGCCACUGUAGGAACACUGUAGUUUUGAAGGUGCAGGGUUUAAAUAUGGUGAACAAAUCUGCCGGUUUUGUUGGAAUGUCAGAACAAUAAGUUAAAGUCUGAAGGUCUUUAUUGCCAGUUCCAGUUUCUAAGAAAAUCAAUAGUGUCAAGUUUACAAUUGAAAUUUUAAAACAAAUCCCAUUUGCCAUUACUUUAGCUUUAGAAGAAGUGAAAGUUCAGGGGUAUGUGCAAGUCUUAUGACUUUGGGACAUAUUCCAGGUGUGUUGUUUUUUUCUAGGAAAAUAAGGAAACCAACAGUAUAUUUACAUUCAUUCUCUCCCUCUCUCUUCUUAGGGGCAGUAUGGAAACUACCAACAAUGAAAGAAAAACAAAAAUCAGGAAAUAACCAGUAAAUUUUAGCAGCUGUAUUGCCUCUUCAGUAUUGUGGACAUCUCCUUUUGAAGAGAAUAUUCUAGUUUAUCUAGUUUGGGAAACAAGAGAAACAGAAGAAAAAACAACCCUGCAUUGUUGAUAAAUGGCUGCUUUUCAGUAUAUUGCCUGUCUGGACUAGUUUAUAAACAAAAGUGAUAGUCUUUCUAAAAUAAUUUUGCAUCUGUACUCUAGAUGGCAAUAUUGGACAGAGAAUACUCAAUUUUGCAAGGAGCUUAGAACUAUACAUCAAACAAACUGUUACAAGCUGAAAUGUGUGAACAGCAUUGUAUGUUUAUGAAGGUUAAGGGAAUUUGAUAUUUUUCCACAGAUUCUUUUGUAAGGGGAAGGGGAAAAUUUUUACAGCAGCAAUAUUUUAUAUAUUAUGUUUUUCAUAUGGAAUAUGCAAGGCAGUACACUACGCACUGGGCAAGGUCAGAAACCCAUAUAGAUUGGCACAUGAUGCAUUCUUUAUUGUGUUAGUCUCAUUGUUGUAUGAAAGAGAGAUGCUCAACCUACAUUCUUGACAGACUGGUAUGCAGAAUUAAUACCCCAUCUAUUUAAUGACAGGAUGAUCAUGGACAAUAACACAGUCUAGUAUAAAGAAUUAAUUUUUAAAUAUUUUGUGCAAAGCUCUUUUGUAAAAAUGGUUUCUAGCAGUGGCAAUUUUCUGUAAUAUUAUUAUUUUGGUAACAAGAAAAUGUUCAGAUUGGAUUUGUAAGUGUCUUGUAAUGGUUUCACAUAAAUCAAGCUGUGAUCUUUUUCUGAUUGCAGUAACAAGGAAUUUUAAAAAGUGUUCAUUUAACCUGGCUUGAAUAUACAAAGUAUUUAAAAACAAAUUAUAGAUAGGUCGACAUGUAUUUUAUUUCAUAAGUGUAUUUAACUUUUAGUAGGAACAUUUCUAUGUAACAAAAAUAGUAUAGGCACUUUUGUAAAACUCUUGUCUAAACUUUAUCAUAUGAGAGUUAAGAAAGAAGGCAUUUGUUGUUUUAUGUCCAUUUUCAUACUGGUUAAUAUGAGACCAAGACCAGGUUCUAGUGAGGUUUUUUAAAAUGCCAAACUCCAUUGUGAACUGCAUUAAUUUUUAGUGUUGUGUGUGAGUUAGCCAUCACUUGGAUUAACAGCAGAGCCAUAGAGAACACAAAACUGUUUGAGAUCAACCUGCAAUUGUUUUCUCAGGUGCAUCACCAUAGAGUGUGUUGCACAGAAAUACAUGCAUUUAGGCUGUCUUAGUAAAUAUUUUUAAAAAUAUAACUAAAAUUGGCCCAGGAGUUAGAUAAGUUUAUUAUGUGUUGCUAUAUUUUUACAUGAUAAGCUGUACCUGAAUGCAUAAGACAUAAAAAGAUGCAUUCCUCCAUAAUUUUAAAUUCAGAACAAAUUUCUUUUUUAUAUUGGUUCAAAUUAAAAUCAAGUUUUGAACUGAAAAUGUGAGGAACAUAGGUAUGAACUAAAUGCUUCUAGGUUCUAUGCCAAUUUCCCACCACUGUGUACUUCAUUGCUAUUUAAAACUCUCCUCCAUCAACUCUUAACAGAAGAAUAAAUUAUUUGUGAUUUUAAUUUUUUCAUUUGCUCCUUUAGAUUAGAUCUGUUUCACUCUGAUAUUUCAUUUGCAAGCAUUGCUGCAGUUUUUUAUUUUGUAGUUGUUGGUGCAGGAUAACCAAAUAGUAUUUGUAUUCUAGAACUUUAUCAAAAUUCUCUUCCCAUAGCCAAGUUAAUUAGAAUUAACUGUUCAGUAAUCAGUAUGUUGUUGUGCGUAGGCUGUUUGUUACAAAAUUCUCUCUGAAAAUGAUGGUCCAUGAGACUAUAAUCAAGAUGACUGAAUUAGAUAAAUGAGUUGAGACAAAAAAAACAUGCUGAACCCAACCUGCUAUAGAUAUGUUAUCUCAUUUAAAAUAAGCUCAACUGACAUUAAGAAAUAAUUUGUCUUUCCAGCCGAUCUUCUGUUGUCUUACUCUCAUUUUUAAUGGAAACUAAAAUUGCAGUUUUAAUAAGCAGAAUUUCCUCCAGGGUUUCUCUCCAAGGGAAUAAUGCAUUUUCAAGGUUUAAUUGUUUUAUAACGGUCCUAUUUUGUAAAAGUUUUUAAUUGGUGGUGACAAACAUUACCUUAUUCCUAUGAUAUUGUGUUAAAACAACAACUUAGGAGAUGGCUUCCCUUUGAUUAUUGGCAUUUUGUUUAAUGUAUUUUGAAAUCUAAACGAAGUAAAAUACCAAGAGAGAAGAAUACUGCAAAAUGACAAGUGUGAUAAACGGUUGAUGCAAGUGGCUAUUCUUUAGCAAAUGAAAAUCCAACCCAAAAUUUUCUGCCACGAUUGGCAGAAAAAUAUAAAUUACAUAAUUAUGGGCAGAGGAAAUCAAUAGUAGCAUAUAAUUGGGGGGGGGGGUUUCAACAGAAGUAUAUUAUUUACACCUGAAUUUUUAGGGAUAUAUAUUAUAUAUAUACAGCAACUAGGACUGAUGCAACUUGGGAGUCCAAGAAUAUCUGGAGGGUACCAGGUUGACUACCUUAGUUUUAUACAAUCAUGUAUACACACAUGCACACACAGAAUGAAGUUGAUGUAACAUGAUAUCCUAUGUUAAGAGUAGGAUUUCACCAUUCUGUUGUAGUGAAGUGAAUUCUAGUGUGCUAUACUGGUGAUUUUUAUAUUUAUUAAUAUAGAUUUUCAAAAGGCC